Molecule: messenger RNA, 420 nt
Organism: Ilex paraguariensis (yerba mate)
Lineage: Eukaryota; Viridiplantae; Streptophyta; Magnoliopsida; Aquifoliales; Aquifoliaceae
Source: the annotation of a GenBank genome assembly
AUGAACUUCUCUGCGCCGAUGGCCACGCAGCUUUUGCUGAACCAAGUCCAACAAGGCAACCAUGAGAAUUUUGUGGUAUCGCCAUUAUCAUUCAAUAUCAUCUUAAGCAUGGUGGCAGCGGGAUCGACCGGAUCUACGUUGGACCAGAUGCUUAGGUUUCUAGAUUCCAAAAAUAUCGAUGAUGUCAAUUCGAAGUUUUCAGAUAUGAUGAUGGCGGUUGCAUCGAGUGGUAUAUCAUCGAAGAAUAGUAGCGAUGGUUCGCUUUUGUCUCUCGUUAAUGCGAUCUGGGUAGAUAAGCGUUUUCCUUUAAAGUCUUCUUAUCAAGAAAUUGUUAAAGGCAUAUAUCAAGCCGAAACGAAGAACGUGGAUUUCGAAAAAGAGGUAAUGCUCACCCUUGUUUUUACAGUAUCUAUUUAUUAG